GGCGGCGGCGGCCGUGGCCGGUUGUCGUCGGUGAGGCUGCGGCGCGCCCUCCCCCGCGGGCGGAGCGGCCCCGGGCGCGGCCCGGCCCGCAGCCAUGUCCUCCUUCUCGGAGUCGGCGCUGGAGAAGAAGCUGUCGGAGCUGAGCAACUCCCAGCAGAGCGUGCAGACGCUGUCGCUGUGGCUCAUCCACCACCGCAAGCACGCAGGGCCCAUCGUCUCCGUUUGGCACCGGGAGCUCCGCAAAGCCAAAUCCAGUCGGAAGCUGACCUUCCUCUACCUGGCAAAUGAUGUCAUCCAGAACAGCAAGAGGAAAGGGCCUGAAUUCACCAGGGAGUUUGAGUCAGUGCUUGUGGAUGCUUUCUCCCACGUUGCCAGAGAAGCAGAUGAGGGCUGCAAGAAGCCCUUGGAAAGGUUGCUUAACAUCUGGCAGGAGAGGAGUGUGUAUGGCAGUGAGUUCAUCCAGCAGCUCAAGCUCUCCAUGGAGGACUCCAACAGCCCCCAGACUAAAGUUGCAGAGGAGAAGAAGUCACUCAAGAGGACUUUCCAGCAGAUACAGGAGGAGGAGGAUGAUGACUACCCUGGCAGCUACUCCCCCCAGGACCCCAGUGCUGGGCCCCUGCUGACUGAGGACCUGAUCAAAGCCCUGCAGGACCUGGAGAACGCGGCGUCGGGAGACGCGACGGUGCGGCAGAAGAUCGCCUCCCUGCCCCAGGAGGUCCAGGACGUGUCCCUGCUGGAGAAGAUCACAGACAAGGAGGCGGCGGAGAGGCUCUCCAAGACGGUGGACGAGGCCUGCCUGCUGCUGGCGGAGUACAACGGGCGGCUGGCGGCGGAGCUGGAGGACCGGCGGCAGCUGGCGCGGAUGCUGAUCGAGUACACCCAGAGCCAGAAGGACGUCCUGACCGAGAAGGAGAAGAAGCUGGAGGAGUACAAGCAGAAGCUGGCUCGGGUCACCCAGGUCCGCAAGGAGCUCAAGUCCCACAUCCAGAGCCUCCCAGACCUCUCCCUGCUGCCCAACGUCACAGGGGGGCUGGCACCUCUGCCAUCUGCUGGUGACCUCUUCUCCACAGACUAAAGGUUGCUGUGUUGCCCUGUUCCCACUGUCAACCAGCAGAAGGAAGAAGACUCUGGGCUUG
This is a messenger RNA of Dryobates pubescens (Downy woodpecker), 1136 nucleotides long. RefSeq names its product regulation of nuclear pre-mRNA domain containing 1B (gene RPRD1B). Gene Ontology annotation, molecular function: RNA polymerase II C-terminal domain binding. Gene Ontology annotation, biological process: mRNA 3'-end processing. Gene Ontology annotation, cellular component: RNA polymerase II, holoenzyme. The transcript has 7 exons. The coding region runs from base 95 to 1075 and encodes 326 amino acids. The record is from RefSeq and is a predicted model, not a curated record. NCBI's taxonomy places the organism in Eukaryota, Metazoa, Chordata, Aves, Piciformes, Picidae.